Molecule: messenger RNA, 983 nt
Organism: Hermetia illucens (black soldier fly)
Lineage: Eukaryota; Metazoa; Arthropoda; Insecta; Diptera; Stratiomyidae
Product: cilia- and flagella-associated protein 20-like
Exons: 3
Coding region: 119-853 (244 amino acids)
Biological process (GO): positive regulation of cell motility; regulation of cilium beat frequency involved in ciliary motility; cilium assembly
Cellular component (GO): ciliary basal body; motile cilium
Source: RefSeq, a predicted model, not a curated record
UCAAUUUCUUCGAAUUUGCAAUAGAUUCAAGUUGCCUGUGGAUAUAAUGCCAACAUUAAUCCUUCAAUAAAUCCGUCAUCUUUAUCUAAAAUCUAUUUUUAUAGUCAAAAAGGAUAUCAUGUUCCGAAAUACGUAUCAAAAGGGAUUCCUUUCAAUAUUUUACAGCUUAGGAAGUAAGCCAUUGUCGAUAUGGAAGACAAAUGUGCAAAAUGGUCACAUCAAGAGACUUCUCGACGAUGGCGUCCAGUCCAUUGCAUUGGAAAUAAUGGGUUCGAACGUUGCAACGACAUAUAUUACAACACCUAUCGACCCUAAACAGUCCUUGGGGAUAAAAUUGCCGUUUCUGGUAUUGCUAGUGAAAAAUAUGAGGAAAUUUUUCUCGUUCGAAGUUACGAUAUUGGACGACAAAAACAUGCAUCGUCGAUUUCGUGUUUCCAAUUAUCAGAGUACGACCCGGGUAAAGCCCUUUUCGACUAGUAUGCCUUUGGGCUUGUCUCCUGGCUGGAACCAGAUUCAAUUCAAUUUAGCCGAUUUUACACGGCGAGCCUAUGGUUCAAACUAUGUGGAAACUUGUCGAGUGCAGAUUCACGCCAACGUACGUAUUCGACGAAUUUACUUUACGGAUCGACUAUACACGGAAGAGGAGUUGCCACCGGAAUUCCGGAUAAUGACAUCACAAACCGAUGUACGAAGAGGUUCGGGAUUGCAAAAGAAAGAUAUCCGACCGGAGGCACGUCCUCCAACACCGGAAAAGGGUGAUCAUGGAACCAUCGAGAGGCCUCCUGAAGAAGGGAGAGAGGAUGAGAAGGAACCAAAAGUUUGUAUGGCUGCGUGUGCUACGGGGCAGUAUUGAAUCCAAGAUGUCGAAAAUAAAAUUCUGCUAAAUUCAAUGUGUACGGAAGCGUGACAUAUUUAUCUAUUUACGGGAAUGUAUUGUACCUGUAAGCGAUUUAUUGUAGAAUACAUUUUAUCUAGUCGUGCAA